GUUCAUGUUAAGGAUCAAAACAUUACGUUCAGUUCUUAAUGUUCCCGCCAGAUGGCACUUCAGGUUUUGUAAACAAAAACAUUCAACUUAGUUCAAUAAUAAAAUAAAUUUAAGAAUAUUUCAAUUAAAAAAUGAACGGCUCAAUUUGUCGAUUGUGCGGUGACACAAAAGACUCUCAAAGCUUGUCAGCAGACAUCACAGACACAUCAAUUAAAUCACAAUUAGAGACUUUGAAGAUCAAUCUUGAUGAUGACAAGUUCCUUCCAAAUUCAGUUUGUUUUAGUUGUGUUGACACUUUGGAAGUUUGCUCGAAAUUCGCUCAGAAAGUAGCAGAAGUUCAGGAAAGACUUAAGAAUGACUUGUUGCAGCAACUCAAUUCAGUCACUUACGAUGACUUUGAGCAUUUCGAGUUGAAAAUUGAGCGACUUGAUGAAAAUUUCCCAAAAAAAUCCACAACAAUCGAGCGGAACCGCGGCAUCAAGAUGCGUAGGGAAGUGCUCAAGUACACAAUGUCUGACUUAUUCAAGGAUGAACUUAGUCAAGGCAAAUUCUCAUCAGAAAUCGAUCAAAUGCCAGUCCAAGACUCAACAGAUGUCCUCAAAAAUAUUGGAUGGUUCAAUUACGAAUGGAAAUGCCAAGGCUGUAAUGGGAUCUUUUCAAAUGUUAUGGACCUCGAAAAGCACUCAAUGAAGUGCAUUAAGAAGCGCUGCAUCAAUUCCUGUCAAUCGUGCCUUAAAGAAUUCCCGUCAUACUCAACAUUCCUCAAUCACAUUGUCGACCGGCAUCAAAGCUUACUAAAGUUUUCCUGCAUUAUUUGCUCGGAAUUCCAUUGGAACUUUAUUGAUCUUUUCCAGCACAUCACAACCAGCCAUUCUGAAUACUCAACCUUCUUUUGCCUUUAUUGUGGGAAAUUCUUCUUCACUGGAGCACUUUUACGUGAUCAUUUGAUGAUCCACAGACCAGAACUUGAACUUCCUGAAUACUUUUGUGAUAUUUGUGGAACUAAGACUUACAAGAAGCAGAUCCUGCUCAGCCACAUGAGUCGAUUUCAUUUAGAGAGGAGAUUUACAUGCGAGUGCUGUGCCUUUUCAUUCAAAUACCGAGCAGAGCUUAUUCAACAUCAACAGUCACAGCACAGCGACGAGUGCAAUGAGGAAUGUAAAUUUUGUGGCAAAAAAUUCAAGAAUAAAAGGAAGCUGAGAAGACAUGUGAGGAACAUGCAUGAAGAAACUGGAAUUGUGCUCAAUUGUGAGCAUUGUGGGAAGGCGUCGAAGAACAUGAAGGCACACAAGACUCAUAUGAAGAUACACAGCGACAAAAGCUGCUUCCAGUGCACUUACUGCUCUAGAACCUUCAAACAUUCAUCUGGAUUUAAGUAUCAUUUGAGGAUUCAUACAGGUGAGAAGCCCUACGUGUGUCCAAAAUGUGAUCAAAAAUUCAUCGACUGGCCGAACUGUAAGAAGCACAUCAGAUCGAGUCAUGGACUGACGGAUGUCAAACCAAUUCAAAUUCAAAUGGGAAAAUAG
Messenger RNA from Chironomus riparius, 1526 nucleotides. The record is from the annotation of a GenBank genome assembly. NCBI's taxonomy places the organism in Eukaryota, Metazoa, Arthropoda, Insecta, Diptera, Chironomidae.